Molecule: messenger RNA, 1636 nt
Organism: Leptidea sinapis
Lineage: Eukaryota; Metazoa; Arthropoda; Insecta; Lepidoptera; Pieridae
Gene: mRpL43
Product: 39S ribosomal protein L43, mitochondrial
Exons: 3
Coding region: 125-676 (183 amino acids)
Biological process (GO): mitochondrial translation
Cellular component (GO): mitochondrial large ribosomal subunit
Molecular function (GO): structural constituent of ribosome
Source: RefSeq, a predicted model, not a curated record
CCACCCCUGAAUAAAACGUCAUUGUCAUGUUGAAAAUUAACAUAACCUAAAACCUUAAAUAUUUUUAUUUACAAUUAAAACGGAUUUUGUUGUUGUAGAUUUUUUAAAUUAAUCUUUAAGUAAAAUGUCAAAUAAAAAUUUAUUUUUUAAGUCCGGGUUUGUACGAGCUCCAUUGCAAAAUGGAGCGGGUCGUUAUGUAUGUCAGUUGCAGCGGAUUGUGUUCAAGUUCUGUAAAUCGAGUGGAGGUAGCCGAGGCUUGAGAGACUACAUCGAGCAAGACUUGGUACAGUUCGCGGAGCAGAACCCCAGCGUGGUGGUCUACCUGAAGCCUCGCAGGCAUCGCUCACCAGUAGCAGUUGCCGAGUAUUUGAACGGUUCACGAGUGUGGAUGAAUUUCAACCAGAAAACCCAUUCGGAGAUAUUGAAAUGGAUCGAGAACCUUCGCACCCAACAGGAUGACGUCGCCGCCACCCGGCUCAGGAAGUACCAGUACACAGAUCAUCCGUCUAUCCAAGGUCCUUGGACGCCGUUCACCUUCAAAGACCCUGAGUUAAAUGUGGCUGAACUGCCCAAUGUCAAGUUUGGUGCCAAUAAUCGCUUGCCGAAAACUGCCACCGAAGAGCUGAGGCUACUGUUUGAGAAACAGAAAUUGGAAGAUGUGAAAACUGCGGAGUAAGUGACUGAUGUAGGUUUAAUAUUGGAUGCCGGCCGUCACGCUAACUGCGACGUUAUAGGGUUUUAUAACGCAUUUCUACCUUAAUUUGUAUCCAAAAGUUAUGAACGAUGCAUGACUUGAACCCCCGAUCUCUCGGGUACCGUCCGAGCGCUCUCACCGACUGAGCCAACCGUUCGAGUUACACAUCGACCGUAAAUCUUGGUAUGUCUUGUUCAACACUCAGGUUGUGCCUUUAUCUACAGGAUCUACUUUACAGUUGAUAACCUGCUUAACCCCAAUAAUUGCAUAUUAGGAAAUUGACUUGAGAUGACGCUCUUUCAAAUCUAAAUUUGUUAUUUUUUCAAGUGAUGUCCCUCACUUCUGGGAUCGUCAUCAAGUCGCGCAUUGUUCAUAAAUUUUGGUUACAAAUAACAAUUAAUACUGGAAAUGAGGUAUAACACCUUAAAAAUAACAUUUUUUUUUCAUUUCUACCUGUUUAUAAUCUGAAUGAGAUAUUAAAUUGAAACAAAAAUUACAAAUAGCAGCGAAGUUUUAUUCGCAUGAGAAAACUGGCCACGUGAUGUAUUAACGGACUGACAAAAAAUGGCAGCCCCACUGUCACUCUUUAAAUGAUAUCAUGACUUAGUAGCCCAACCCACAUAUAUGGAAUACAAUAAUAUGUAUUAAACUUUAACCACGAAUUCCUUUAAAUGUGAUAUUUGUGGCAUUAUUGUUACGUUCAUGUUGAGACUUAAGAUGUCAAGUAUGAUUAACACAGUAAUAUAACCGUAACUGUAGCCACGGCAGCCUUCCAACCGAAAAACAUUGCUUAUGUGUUAAAUAGCCUCCUUCUGGUGGAUUGUCAUUUACUCUUAAAAUAAUCAAGAUAAUGUGAAUGACGGUACUUUUAAUUAUUAACUUAGUUAUACCUAGUUGUGUAUAUAGUUAGAUGGAAUAGAAUUAAUAAAAUUGUUGAUCAAG